AUGAUACAAAACCAAAGUUAUUUAACAGUUGCUGAUAAUAGUGGUGCAAAAAAAAUAAUGUGUAUAAGAGUAUUAGGGACAAGUAAUCCUCAUUAUGCAAGUCUUGGAGAUAUUAUUAUUGGCGUUGUAAAAGAUGCAUUACCUAAUAUGCCAAUAAAGAAGUCUGAUAUUAUAAGAGCUGUUAUUGUAAGAACUAAGAAGACUUUACGUAGAAAAGAUGGUAUGAGUGUAAGAUUUGAUGAGAAUGCGGCUGUUAUUAUAAAUCAGGACAAUAAUCCUAGAGGUACAAGAGUAUUUGGGCCAAUUGCACGAGAGUUACGUGAUAAAAAUUUUUCAAAAAUUAUAUCUUUAGCAACUGAGGUUGUAUAA
Molecule: messenger RNA, 369 nt
Organism: Chondrus crispus (carragheen)
Lineage: Eukaryota; Rhodophyta; Florideophyceae; Gigartinales; Gigartinaceae
Source: the annotation of a RefSeq genome assembly